Nymphalis io (European peacock) is the source of this 1333-nucleotide messenger RNA. RefSeq names its product serine protease inhibitor 77Ba-like (gene serpin-5). The record is from RefSeq and is a predicted model, not a curated record. Lineage: Eukaryota; Metazoa; Arthropoda; Insecta; Lepidoptera; Nymphalidae. Gene Ontology annotation, molecular function: serine-type endopeptidase inhibitor activity. The transcript has 2 exons. The coding region runs from base 78 to 1271 and encodes 397 amino acids.
CGUGUUUUAGUAUUCAUACUACGUAACUUACUCGUUUCAAGUUAGUAUUUCCCAAAGCACUGCGCCGAGCGCACGCCAUGAUGAAGUGUUUAAUAGUUUUUAUAUUUACCGUUGCGACAUGUCACGCCGAAAUAGAAUUCAGUGGAAGAGUGAGAAACUUUAGUUUAGAACUUUUACAUUAUACACAACUGGAAACGGAAGGGCAUGUUGUUAUAUCGCCCUUCGGUAUAUGGAGUUUGAUGACUGGCGUCGCCCUUGGAGCGACCGGCAAGAGUAAAGCUCAACUUGAAAGGGCAUUUUUACUACCUGGCAAUCAGAUAUCUAUUAUAAAUGGUUACCAAAAUUUGACAAAGACAGUGCUCGAUCCGAGAACACAGGGAGUUCAAUUAGCAAGUAAGAAUUUCGUUUUCAAGGACAAAGGAUUCCAUAUGUUGGCAGAUUUUAAGAAGACGUUAACAUCUGACUUUGGGGCAAAGAUAGUCGAAUUAGAUUUUAAAGAUUCGACCACAGCAGCACGCAUCGCCAACACCGCUAUUGAAGACUCCGGAGCGACAGUUUCAAAUGUACUAAGAUCAGAUGAUUUUGGGACAGCGAGAAUGAUUUUGACAAACGUGAUAUCUUUUAAAGGACUUUGGUCUUCGCCUUUUAACGUUUCAGAUACAAAUAUCGAACCGUUUUACGAUGAAAAUAAAAAACAAAUCGGCCAAGUUAAAAUGAUGUAUCAAAGAGCGAUGUUUCCUUUUUCCAAUAUUCAAUCACUGAACGCUACCGUUAUGCAAUUGCCCUAUGGGGAUGAUAAUAAGUAUAGCAUGCUAAUUAUCUUGCCAUAUCCAAAAAUAAAGGUUACUGAAGUGUACAAAAAGUUUACUAUAAUACCAAUGAACGAUAUACUCAACAGACUUGAGAAUGACACCAAAGAGUACGGGAUGGAGGACGUCGAUCUGAAAAUACCACGAUUCAAAAUCAGCACUAACGUCGUUCUCAACAAACCCUUAAACAAUAUGGGUGUAUUCGAUAUAUUUAGUCCUAAAUUAGCAAGCUUCGAAAAGAUUACAAAAGAGGAAAUAUUUAUCUCUGCUAUUGUACACAAGGCAGACAUAGAGGUAACGGAAUCAGGUACCGUUGCUUCUGCAGCUACUUCAGCGUACAUCAUCGAUCGUAUAUCAACUCCAGUCUUCGAAGCAAAUCGACCAUUCAUCUAUUUUGUUAUGGAAAAAGAAUCGUCUACUGCAAUCUUUAGUGGAAUUUAUUCCAAGCCGAGCGUUUUUUAAAGUGUUUUAUUGUGAUUAAUAUUUAAAAAAUGCAUGAAUCAAAAUAAAUGUGUGUUAAUGAA